Molecule: messenger RNA, 5200 nt
Organism: Aplysia californica (California sea hare)
Lineage: Eukaryota; Metazoa; Mollusca; Gastropoda; Aplysiida; Aplysiidae
Product: multidrug resistance-associated protein 4
Exons: 30
Coding region: 262-5004 (1580 amino acids)
Biological process (GO): transmembrane transport
Cellular component (GO): membrane
Molecular function (GO): ATP binding; ABC-type transporter activity; ATP hydrolysis activity
Source: RefSeq, a predicted model, not a curated record
GAUUGUAGGCUAUUGUUGUAGUCGUCGGCCGUCGGCCAGGAAGUGAAAGUGAAGCUUGAUCUUGAUUUACCAAGAGCCAACUUUAGGUCUGAGUGUUUGGCUUUGGUGUAGGUCUAAAUGGUCUUCUGUUCUGUAUCUUAGAGUGCGGAUCUUUUUGCCACCAACUGCAUCCCUGUUUUUGGUGAUGAGGCACUGAGGACUGCUUAAUCAUCACUGCUUGUAUAUAAUGCCCUGGAUGUGAUCAUUAAGGGGAGGAGGACAAUGGCUGAAACUGGAAGUCAGAGGUCAUGCCCCUAUGAUGAUGCUAAUAUAUUUUCCAAAUUGACAUUCUGGUGGAUGAAUGCAUUGUUCCGUUUGGGCUUCAAGAAUCAGCUGACCUCAGUUAACAUUUGUGAUGUCUCAAAAGAAGAUAAAUCCAGUGGCCUUGAAGCUAAGCUUGACAGAUGUUGGAAAGAGGAAUUGGACAAAUUCUCCAGCUCAGAAGGACACGCUGCAAGUUUGUUCGUUGCUGUUCUUAAAGCUUUCAAGUGGCAGUUGAUUUUUCCUGGAGCCUUGAUAUUUUUUCUUGAGGUGACAAAGCUAAUACAGCCGUAUCUGAUUGGUCGUCUUGUGUCUUACUUCAAUGAUGAUGACGGAGCUGUGGAUUCAGGUACAGCUUAUGGCAUAGGGGCAGGUCUCGGUCUGACUGCUGUUCUUCAAGCUAUUUUGAACCCCACUUACUUUUUCAUUAUGCAACAUGUCGCCAUGAGAAUGAAGGUAGCUGUUGGAGCUCUGAUCUACAAAAAGGUUCUUUCACUCAGUGCUGAAGCAUUUGCCUACACUUCUGCUGGACAAAUUGUGAAUCAUCUCUCGACAGACAUUGAAAAGUUUAAUUCUAGUAUUGACUUGCUGCAUCAUCUGUGGGUGUCACCUCUAUCGAUCGCAGUGACCAUGUACCUGGUGUACAGACAGGUGGGCUCAGUGUGCUUCUGGGGUUUUGGAGUCAUACUUCUCAUCAUUCCCAUCCAGUCCGCCCUUGCUGCAUCGUUUGGUCACUUACGAUUCAGGAUUGGUGCCAUAUCCGACCAGCGCAUUCAAGUGUUGACAGAAGCAGUGUCGUCCAUGAAGUUCAUCAAAAUGCAGUGUUGGGAGCAGCUGUUUCAAAAGCUGAUCUCAGACUUGCGAAGGAGUGAGAUUGUAUAUUAUCGGUAUGGUGCUGGCUUCAAGUCAGUCACUAUGGCCCUGGAGGAAAUGUCCACCCGUGCGGUGACGCUGACCAUUGUGAUCACGGCCUUCCUAACCGUGGGCCAACCUCCGGCUGCCUCCGCCGUCUUCAUCAUUAUUGGCCUCUUGGACAAUGUUCGUCUCACUGGCUUCUUUUUCCUCCACUAUGCCUUUGAGACCCUUUGUCAGCUGAGGGCUUCCUUGUUAAGAAUACAGGCGUUUCUCUUGCUGGAUGAAGAGAAGGAACACAUCAAGGACCUGCGUCUGCACCGCUCCGUUAGCUUCCGUAAUGAGCCUCACAAUGAUUGGGCCGUGGACAUUGAUCACAUGACUGCGCGAUGGCCCCUCGUAUACACGGAAGGCCGGAGAAGGUUCCAGAAGAAGAGACAGAGGAGCAGCACCAGCUCUAUGAAGAGUUUAUUGCAUGAGAGUGAUGUAGAUCAUGCCUUCUCUUUGAAGUAUAUAUCUCUUCAAGUGAAAAAAGGAGAGCUUGUGGUCAUUGUCGGAAUGGUUGGAUCGGGAAAGUCAUCUUUGCUGUUGUCACUCAUUGAAGAACUGCCGCACGAGAUUGGUCAAAUCGCCAUCAAUGGACGGGUCAGCUAUUGUGGUCAGACCAACUGGGUGUUCAGUGGGACCGUCCACGACAACAUAGUGUUUGGUCAUCAGUUCAAUAGGACGCGCUAUCAGCGAGUCAUUGAGGCGUGUGGCCUGACUCAUGACCUUGAACUGAUGCCGAAAGGUGACAUGACAUACGUUGGAGAACAUGGGCUUCGUCUCAGUGGUGGACAGAAAGCCAGAAUUUCUCUUGCAAGAUGCGUAUACCACGAUGCUGAUGUGUUUUUGUUGGAUGACCCACUUAGUGCUGUGGACACCACUGUUGGCGCUCACAUUUUUAAGAGGUGCAUACUGGAUCUUUUGCGCAACAAAACUGUGAUACUGGUAACCCACCAAAUCCACUAUUUGAAGCAGGCUGAUCGGAUUGUGGUUCUUCGAGAUGGAUCCAUACAUGAUGUUGGCACCUACGAUGAACUUAAAGCCGGAGGAAUGGACAUGAGGGCUCUCACCACUAUGGAGCACCCAAAACACGCCACAGAUGCAAAGAUAGAGGCAGAAGAGGAAGAAGCCCAAAUCUUGUUGGAAAGCAAGUCUCUAGAUACUCUGACCUAUGAAGAUGGAGAUGAAGAAGGAGAACUGGUGCGAACAGGUUCUGUAAGGCUUCGAGUGUACUGGGACUAUUUUGCAGCAGGAUUUGGACCUGCCCUUUUACUUAUCCUGAUCCCCACUUGGCUUGCUGCUCCUGCACUUUUCUGUUUGUCAGACUGGAUGCUCGCUAAAUGGGUUGGAGGAAUGCAGCACAUGCAGUCAUCACCAGACCCCAGCCCGCUCCCCGUGUCUGCGUCGGUGGGACCGGCCGUACCCCAGGAUGAGUCACAGGACUGGGCCAGCAUGCCCUGGAACCUCCAGAUGUACAUUAUUGCUUUUCUGGCCAGCUUUGGCUCGUUUCUCCUGUGUGGGGUGGUGUAUCUGCAGAUGACUGCCACCGCCAGUCGCCGCCUGCAUGACAGGAUGCUGCAUAGUGUGUUGAACAGCGUUUCCCGUUUCUUUGACACUCGGCCCAUAGGUCAGAUUCUUAAUAGGUUCUCCAGAGACUUGCUUAUCAUUGAUGACAUGGUGUCUGUGUAUGGCUUUGUCGUAUCAAAGAAAACCUUUCACUUGUUGAGCUUCUUUGUCCUAACUGUGGUGAUCAACCCAUGGCUGGCCAUUGCCUUGGUACCUAUCAUGGUCGUCCUUUUACUGACCCGCAUGUACGCUGUGCGGACGCUCAGACAGGUGAAACGACUAGAAGCAAGAGCCCGCAGCCCUGUGUACUCCCACGUGUCUGACACAGUCCGGGGCCUGGAGACGAUUCGAGCCCUGAAGAAGAAGGACCAGGUCUUGGCUGAGUUCGGAGACCUCCAGGACAAGCACACAGCAGCCUGGUUCCUCUACCUGAGCUCUUAUCGCUGGAUGUCGGUGCGCACUCUUUGCCUGGUGGUUCUCUACAUGCUCGUCGUUAUUUUCGUGUCUGUCGCCUUGAAGAACUCUCUUGACGGAAACCUUUUGGGUCUGUCCCUUGUCUACUGCUUGGCCAUGAUGGAACCUUUUGAGUUUUACAUCCGGGCCUCUGCCGAACUGGAGACAUAUAUGACAUCGGUGGAGCGAGUGCUUGAUUAUUGCUCCCUAGAACAGGAGCCUCCCAAGACCUCAGUGAAGCCUCCUCCCCCAGACUGGCCCAACAGAGGAGCCAUCACCUUCACCAAGACCUCUCUAAAGUACUCAGACAAAGCACCUUUGAUUCUGCAAGACAUUGAGUGUCACAUUAAAGGAAAGGAAAAGAUUGGCAUUGUGGGGCGCACCGGCUCAGGGAAAAGCUCUCUGAUCUCUGCUCUGUUCCAUCUGGCUAAACCGGUGGGGGCCAUCUACAUAGACGGAGUGGACACCAACAAGCUGGGCCUGCACGAGCUACGUAGCCAGAUGUCCAUCAUACCCCAGGACCCGGUCCUCUACAGUGGCACCCUGCGCUGGAACCUUGAUCCUGCCUAUGAGUUUAGUGAUGAGAGGCUGUGGAGUGCGCUAGAGCAGGUGCAGCUCAAGGGCAAGGUGAAUCAGCUCCCCGGCCAGCUGUACGCAGAGGUCCAGGAAGGAGGGGUGAACCUGAGUGUGGGACAGAGGCAGCUGGUGUGCCUGGCCCGGGCUAUCCUCAAACACAAGCGCAUCCUGGUGCUGGAUGAGGCCACAGCCAAUGUGGACCAAGAGACAGAUGACAUAAUUCAGCGGACCAUACGUGCCAAAUUUCGGGAAAGCACCGUUCUGACGAUAGCUCACAGGCUUUAUACUGUCAUGGACUGUGAUCGGUUAAUGGUUUUAGAGAAAGGUGAACUCAAAGAAAUGGACACGCCGCACAACCUGCUUCAAGACCCCGAUGGUGUGUUCACAAGGCUUGUUCUCAGCACUGGCAAAAGUCAGGCAAAACAGUUACAGGCCCUGGCAGAACUGUCCCAGCACCAGCGAGCCUCUGCCAGUCUCCAGCUACAGCGGGCCAUGUUGCUGGCCAAUGAACAGCUAGCUCAGAGCACGGAGGACCUCAGUGCGGGCAGGGCUCUCAACUGGAACCGCUUCACACACAGUCAGGGUUCCCUGGAUAAAACUUUCUUGGAAAGCGUUCCCGAAAAGGAAAAGAAAAGUGUUGGCCCCUCCCAGCGGAUUAUCCGGCGUCGAAGUCCAGGCCGCACAAAGAGAACUGUGGAGGAAGAAGAAGAGUUGUUGAGUUAUGACGCUCCUCCCAAAGUCCACACUCGGAUUUCGCCUCUUGCACGAGAUACUACACCUGUGGACCACUCUGUGAACGGAACAGGAAGAAUUUCAGAAGGAUCUGGGUCAGGAGCAGAGAAUUCUCCACAGCAAGAGCGAGCAGUCUUUCAGAGUCGAGGGGCUGGGGAGAGCCAUGGUCAAAAGCAGUCCCCUCCUCAGAUGCGUCGGAAGUCAGAUCGUGGUCGACGGGAAAUCGUGGAGACAGAUAUUGAUUUUCCAUCAGAUCCUCCCUCUCCUGCGGUGGUCCCAACCCACAGACGCCAGCCGUCGCAGUCUGCGAUUUCUGUGACAAAUCAUGAGACACGUCCAAUGCAGGGACGGUUGGGCAAAAGACAUCCGACCUCCCGAGAGCCACAUUCUCCGAAGAAAGACUCGUCCGGAUUGAGAGUGCUGUCAGGACCAUAUAUUCCAAGACCUCAUAAGGAUGAAGAGAAAGAACAGUUUGUCUGAUAUUCAAUACCCCUCAGUACAUAUUUUGUACAUUUCAAAUUUUAUCGGUAGAAUGGUAGAAUGACAACCUUUUUUUUUUUCUACAUACAUUCCGUGAAGAAAGUUUUGUGGUGAAAGAAAUGCAUAAUUUUUUAAAGCUUUAUACUGAAGCACUUUUGUUUAUUUCCCUCUCUCUGUUCUGUUUGGUAUUAUUUUU